AUGGAGAAGAAGGGGAUCGGUUGCGCCAUUGAAGCAGAACCGAAGACUCUCAUGGGAGGGGAGCUCGUCAGCGCCAGGGUAUGGCUCGUGGCUUCCUUCGUCUCCUCCUCCCUCUCCUUUCAAAACCGUCGCGUAGCUGCGAUAGUCAUCGCCCUCAUGGUGUGAGUGGGGGAUUUUUUCAGGAGGCAGCGAAGGUCAUCAUAGAAAGCAAGGGAGCAGAGGAGGCUUCCGCCAUAUUUACUGCUGUAAGUUCACAGUGCUCCCUAUGCCAUCGCUGCUUCAUCGUUACCUUUCUGCCUUCGACCGCUUUCCUGAUUUUUCUGUGAUAAUUAUGCGAACCAGAGCGACUUCAGAAGACCAUCUGCUGACUUUGUUUUGCAGGGUCUCAGAUCUGUUGUUUCAAUUGAAACCGUGGAAAAGAAGAUUCAAAGAAGAAACCGACUUCACGAUCUUACUGGGAUUUGCUGGUCACCCACACCUGCCGUAAGCAGCAGAUCGCGGCCUCUUCCCGGGAAUCCUCUUCUGUUUCAGGAGUAUCCCCCUGAUCACACGCAGAUUACCGGGCCUUCUUCAGCUCCAUUCUGAGAAGUCAAAAGCCAGGGGUCAACUCUGCCUAGUAGCUUCCUUCAUCAACCAACCCACCCCUGCCUUCACCUAUUUCUUGUGCUUUUAUUCUCGGUGGGCAGGUCAAAGCAAGUGGGGCCCGAGCUUUCGCAACUGCUCCUGUUCUUCCGUGGGCAGAGGUUGACCUUCCUCGUGAUCCUCUCUCUCCCUUUCCAACUAGCUCUCGCCCACGCCUUGAAGGAGAUCCUUGAAAAUCCGAAGAUCAAUGCGAUGAUCCUGAAUCUCGUGGAAGAUUAAAAAAUGAUGAUGAGCUUGUGCCCGUGAUGCAAUAAUGUCGAGAAAAUUGGUAUCAUAUUGUACAAGGUGCAAUAAAAAAUAUAUUUUAAUGUGAGAUGGUCUCUCCGUUCGAAGUGGUGCAACUCCGCUUCUCUUCGGGGGUCGAUGGCCAGCAUGGCGGCGAGCAGGAAGGAACUGCUCGAGCAUUAAUGGAGUGA
Spirodela intermedia is the source of this 1058-nucleotide messenger RNA. The record is from the annotation of a GenBank genome assembly. NCBI's taxonomy places the organism in Eukaryota, Viridiplantae, Streptophyta, Magnoliopsida, Alismatales, Araceae.